Messenger RNA from Argiope bruennichi, 7218 nucleotides. It is a transcript of the gene DNApol-theta, whose product is annotated as DNA polymerase theta-like. Lineage: Eukaryota; Metazoa; Arthropoda; Arachnida; Araneae; Araneidae. Gene Ontology annotation, molecular function: DNA-directed DNA polymerase activity; DNA binding; ATP binding. Bases 115 to 7068 code for a protein of 2317 amino acids. The transcript has 26 exons. Gene Ontology annotation, biological process: double-strand break repair via alternative nonhomologous end joining; DNA-templated DNA replication. The record is from RefSeq and is a predicted model, not a curated record.
CUCAAGCAAGGUUUGAUUAUACAUAAUUUUUUAAUACAAUUCUGAAAAGAAUGUGUUUCGAAGUGAUAACCAUGAACAACGAAUUCUCGAAGUCAAGUAAUUAAGAUAGCUAGUAUGAAGAAGCUAACUGAAGAAUGGAAAGUCAAAAAACGAAAGACUGGAAAUAGAAGUUUUAAAGAAUUGAUUGACUUUAACUUCUCAAAUGCUGAAGACAGAGAAAAAACACCUGUCAGGAAAGGUGCUUUCAAACCGAAAAGCAUUAUUGAUGCCACAAAUGUUUCAAAGUUGCAGGAUGCAGCUCAAAAUGAAAAUGGCUUUGGUACACUCCGACGUUCUAUUAGGCUGCAUAAUAAAACUAUUGAGAAGCGGGAGGAGAAAUCAGAUAUGCCUAUUGAGAAAAAUGAAAAAUCUUCUAGUGGUGCCAGUAUAAUAAACAUAGUUGAUGAAAACUGUGUUAAUGAAGGUAAAGGAAUUAUGGAAAAGGUGUACAGUUUAUCUCAGUGGGGCUUACCUUUGUCCAUUGUGGAAGCUUACAAAUCUCGGAAUAUCAGUAAAAUGUUCCAGUGGCAGUAUGAAUGUUUGUGCAUGAAGGAUGUUCUGGAUGGAAGGAACUUGGUCUUCUCUGCCCCUACUAGUGCAGGAAAAACUUUGGUUGCUGAAAUACUGAUGUUAAAAAAUGUAAUUGAAACUGGGAAAAAAGCCAUCAUGAUACUACCUUUUGUUUCUGUUGUCCGAGAGAAAGUACAUUAUUUUCAGGAAAUGUUCCAAAACGCUGGCAUUAUUGUUGAUGGUUAUAUGGGUGCUCACAACCCUGCUGGAGGUUUUAAAGCUGUCGAUGUCGCUAUUUGUACCAUAGAGAAAGCAAAUAACCUGAUCAAUAGAUUAAUGGAAGAGAAGAGAUUAAAUGAGUUAGGUAUUCUUGUAGUAGAUGAACUUCACAUGUUAGGAGAUCACAGCAGAGGUUAUCUUUUAGAACUCCUGCUUACUAAAUUACUUUAUAAUUGUAAACAAAAUAAUGUUACAGUACAGAUUAUUGGCAUGAGUGCAACCUUGCCCAACUUAAAAGUCCUUUCAACUUGGCUGGAUGCAGAAUUGUACUGUACCGACUUUAGACCCGUACCUCUCCUGGAAACAUUUAAAAUCGGCCCUGUUGUGUAUGAUGCUAGGUCAAAAGAACCUAUUCGGGACCUUAGGAAAAACAGUGCUACUUUCUCUGAUGAUGUGGAUCAUAUCACCUAUCUUAGUAUUGAAACCAUAACUGCUGGACAUGGUGUAUUAAUAUUUUGCCCUUCUAAAAAUUGGUGUGAAAAUCUUGCCACAACAAUUGCUAAGGAAAUCUAUACGAUUGGAAAGCCAAAUGCUAUAUCAAAUGGCAAUGCUGAAUACAAAAUCAUUGGUGAAAAAUUAAGAGAGCACUUAAAUGGUUCUCAACUAAACGAUGUAAUUCUGCAACUCAAGAAUUCACCUUCCGGUUUGGAUUCUGUUCUAGGAUUAACUGUACCUUUCGGAGUUGCUUUUCAUCAUGCAGGAUUAACUUUUGAUGAAAGAGAUAUUGUUGAAGGAGCAUUUAGGCAAGGUAUUAUAAAAAUUCUUGUGGCCACUUCUACUCUAUCAUCAGGAGUAAAUCUUCCUGCCAGACGAGUAAUUAUACGUUCACCACUGUUCUGUGGGGCUGUUAUUGAUGUACUUAGUUACAAGCAAAUGGUAGGAAGAGCUGGCAGAAAGGGAAUUGAUGAUAAAGGUGAAAGUAUUUUACUAUGCAAAGAAUCUGAAAAGAAUGCUGCUUUGACUUUAGUGAAUUCUAACCUCCCUCCUGUAAAAUCUUGCCUAUUGAAAUCUGGAUCUAGUUCUGUGCAUUCUAGUUUAAAAAGAGCUCUUAUUGAGGUUAUUGCUAGUGGUGUUGCAAGUUCACAGAAGGAAGUCCAACAUUAUAUUUCUUGUACAUUAUUGUAUGCUUCGAUUGCAAAUGAAAAUAACGCAUCAGGAAACAAUGUGGAGAGUUCCAUUGAAAAGUGCAUUGAAUAUCUUGUGGAUAAUGAUAUAAUUUUCAAAAAUCAAGAGACUGUGGAUGACAGCAUUGAAAUAAGCUACAAACCUACUCGACUUGGCUUAGCAAUACUUGCUUCUGGUUUUUCUCCAGACGAUGCACUUCGAAUUCUUAAAGAGUUGCAGUUAGCUCGUCGUUGCUUUGUCUUGGAAAAUGAUUUGCAUAUUCUGUAUGAAGUUACCCCUCCAUAUUUAAGUGAUCAAAUGGGAGCUUUGAACUGGAUGCAUUUUUUGUCACUAUGGGAGGAACUUCCUGAAGAAUUCAAGAGAGUUGGUGAGUUGGUUGGAGUUCAGGAAAAUUUCAUUGGAUUAGGCAUACAGGGAAAACUAAGUAAAAACUCCCACAAAUUUUUCCACAAACUUGCUGUUCAUCAGAGAUUUUAUUCAGCUCUUGCUCUGAACGAUCUUAUUCAGGAGGUGCCUUUGUCUGCAGUGGCUGAGAGAUAUGGCUGCACACGUGGAAUACUGCAAUCACUGCAACAGACCACCUCUACGUUUGCCGGUAUGCUUACUAUAUUUUGUAAUCGACUGGGAUGGUACAAUCUAGAGCUGCUUUUUUCAUCCUUUCAAAAGCGAGUCCACUUUGGUAUUCAACAGGAGUUGUGUGAUCUGGUUCGUCUUUCAACUUUAAAUGCUCAGAGGGCCAGAGCCCUUUAUAAUGCUGGAUUUGAGACCAUUUCAUCUCUUGCUAGUGCUGAGCUAGAUGAAUUAGCUCUGGUUCUCUGUAAUAUGGGAUCAUUUGAAAGUGCAAAGCAAUUUGAAGGUGAUCUUGCAAAAGAAAUUCUUGAGCGCUCCAAAGCCAAGCGUAUCAGAAUCACAGGGAAGAAAGGUGUGAAUGAAAAAGAAGCUGCGCAUCUCAUCAUUGAAGAAGCGCGGAAUUUCAUAAAACAAGAGUUGGGGAUUAGUAAAGUAUCUUGGAAGCAUUUAGCUACUAAAAAAUUCAAAGGUGAUUUCGAUUCAAACAAUAGUGAUGAUGAAAAUGCCAGCAAAUGCUCUCAAAAGGAAAGCGUGAAUCACCUGAUAUCAGUGCCUCUAGAUCAGGAUAAUUAUCCUAAAAUUGUGAGGGAAAUGUUUGCUGAAGAAACUUCCAAUAGUCAUGAAGAUCGUACUUGUGCAACUCAAAAUGCAGUCAAGAUUGUUAAAGCUUCAUCUGAGUCAAAUAAUGAUGAUGGAAUGAUGAACAGUUCUGUACAUGAUAGUGCAUCUCAAAAUGCAAAUAUAGAUCUAACCAAAAAUAUUAUUUGUUUAUCUAAUGAUUCAGUGCUGCACUCACUAGAAAAUCAUGUCGAAUCAGAAGAAAUGAGUGAGAUUUCAAAAUCAAACAACACUGAAUUUCAUCCCAAAGGUACUUUAAAAUGCGUAAAUCCGUGUCGCGCUCUAUCCGAAACUUCUUCAGAAAAAGAAAAUUUAUGCACCCAUAGUAAGAAUGAGCCUUUGCUUUUUGAUGCUGCAAAAAUAGAUUUGCAAAAAGAAAAUAUGAGCAACCAUGCUAAAGUGAGUAAUGAAAAGUUUGAUUCUCUGGAUAUGCUUGAUGAUGUGCAUUUUAGUGAACUGCUUUUAUCACAAACCGCUGAAACUGAGAAUGUUUAUUUUGCUGAAUCAUUUAUUUCUGAUUUAGGAACUGCCAAUAUAAAUGUAUCAGGCAGAUUCGAUACAAAGAAUAAUGAAAUGAGCAUGAAAAAUGGCUCCUCUUCUCCCAGUUUUUCUAAAAACAAAAUUUCUGAUGAGGAGUGUCUUCAAGGUCUGUUAAACGAAUCAAACAUAUUUAAAUCAGAUUGCACUUUCUCCCUAUAUUUACAUAAUUUAUCGGACGUAAAGGAGGGAAAUAAGAAAAAUGUAUCAAUGAAUGUAAAUCAAAUGAAACAAAGUAUUCAGAAGCAGCUGUCUAAUGAUAAAAUACUAAAUGAUCAUGAAAUUUUAAAAAAUUCUGAAUUAAAUGCGCAUAAUCAUAGUACACCAAUAAAUCAUCAGAAAAUUAAAAGAAAUAACUCUCAUUAUAAAAAAGAAUUAUCCAUUGAUGAAACUAGUGGAGAUAUCUUCUAUUCAGAUGGAAGUUUUAAUCAGGAUUGUUUGGAAGCAAAAUCUAAUAAAGACUUAGACAGUGGUAAUUUACAAUGCAAAGAAGAUAAUAUUCGUUUAGAGACGGAAACAAGUGGUGACAUAUUUGAUGAUGACAGCUUUAGUGAUGUGAAAGAAAUGCAUAUUUCACCUAGUGUCAAUCCAGCCAUACAAAAACAAAAUUUAAAGCUGAAGGAGCCAGUUUCUGUUUUGCUUGAAAGUGGGGCAAUUUCAAAUGCAUUUUUAUUUAAUGGAAAUAAUUCUUCAGAGGUGAAUAAUUAUAGCGAUACAAAAAUUCAAACGUGGACCCUGAAUUGCAAAAUUCUAGAAGAAACAUGUGAGGAAAAUUCGGUGUCCGAGUCGGUCAAAGAAAUUUAUAAAAAUAAGGAGCAUGGUUUAUCUGCUGAAAAUAAUAAAACCUGGAAAAUUGAAGAAGAAUCAAAUUUCUGGAAGCCAUGGGAUCCUUCUAAUAAUAGCUUGAAUCUAUCAAACAAGUCCCAAAAUAGUGAAACUCUAUCAAAAAAUAUAGUGAACAACAAAGAAAACGUUAAUCGGUGCAAAUCUGAAGCUGGACAAUCUGAAUCUGCGGAAGACAAACUGAUUGGAUCCGUGGAUAAUACAGAUCAACGAUCAGUAUCUGUAGAUGAUCUGGAUUCUGCUGACAACAGCCUUUUUGAUAGUUUCACUUCAGAUGUUUUGCCACCUACUCCAACGCCUGACAUUGCUGUAAAAACUUGCAUUUCUUUGCAUAAAGCGGCAAAUGAUUCUGAAAGCCAAAGUUUUCAUGCCACUAAUUUUCAAAAAUCUAAAAAGGAUGACAUCUUGGCAGAUGAUAAGGGUGUUCCUAAAUUAUUCAGCGCUCAAGAUAAAAUUACAUUUAAGACUUUGGAUGUUCCAGAUGCUGAACUAGCGGCAUUUUUCAAAAGAAUAGCAAAAAUGAAAAGAAUUUCUUUUUCAGUUGCUUGUGAAAGAACUUCCUUUAAUCACAAGAGUAUUGGUCCUCCCAGAAGUGCAAAGAAUUCAAUGAUUAAAAAUGACAAAUGUAUUGUUGAUCAAGAGAAAGCUGUUGUAGGAUUAGCAGUUUGCUAUGGGGAAGAUGCUUUCUACAUUACUAUAUCAGAUCAACUGAGUGCAGACAAAGCCUUUACUUAUCUACCAUUUCCUGAGAAAAUGAAAUUAAUUCAAGAAUUUUUCUGCAAUCUACUGCAAUGUGAGACACUUGUUGCCUAUGACAUGAAGACUCAGUAUAAAAUGCUGUGGCAAGGAUGUGGAAUAUCACUUAAACAGAAUUGCGUGGAUCCUUCUGUUGCUGCUUGGCUUUUAGAUCCUGCUUUGGGUCAACCAUCUUUAAAGUUACUAUCUCACAGUUUCUGUCCCGAGGCAGUGCCUCUUCUUCAAAAUUUUGAUAAUUAUCAAGGAAGUUUAGGAAUGCAAUAUUUCAGUUCCACUCCAGGGAAGCAAAGAGCUUCAACUGAAGCUUUUGUUGUGUUUCAUCUCAUAGACAGACUUCUUGUCACGCUGAAAGAUCAAGAGCUCUAUAAGGCUUUCACUAAUAUAGAAAUGCCUUCAAUUAUUGCAUUUGCUAAAAUGGAACAAAAUGGUUUGGGAUUUAAUACAACUCUUGCAGUUAAAUAUCAGAAAGAAUUACAAAAGAAGCAACAAGACAUUUUAGAGAAAGCAUAUGAAAUGGCUGGGAGACGUUUCAACAUUUUAUCUUCAAAGGAAGUUUCAAGAAUUUUAUACAAAGAGCUGAAAUUGAAUCCAGGCAUAACUCCUGGCAGCCCAUCAACUCGCCGACUGCUUUCUGUUGGAACUCCGAAUCACAACAGACGACUUCCCCCUGAGCUGAAAACAAACAAAGAAUGCUUAGAAAAAAUUUUGCACUUGCAUCCUCUUCCUAAAGCCAUUUUAGACUGGAGAAGAUUGUCGUUCGCUACCACUAAGGCACUGUUGCCAUUGUUGAGGAAAAAUAGAAAAGAUUCCUUUUUCGACAUGGAUCGUUUGUAUGCCACUUGCUAUGUUUAUACUUUGACCGGCCGAGUCAAUGUCCACAGUCCGAACCUGCAGUUCAUCCCGAGGGAUUUCAGUGUAGACUGCACUCUGCAGGAUGAGGAUGAGGACCAAUGCACUCAUGAGGUCAUGUCACAGUUUGGAGUUAGUCUGAGAAACUUAUUUAUCCCCAGCACAGGUAACGUUUUGCUGUCUGUUGAUUACUCACAGCUAGAACUUCGAAUUCUAGCACAUCUUUCUGGUGAUAAGAAAUUGAUCAAGUCAUUGAAUUCUGGCACUGACGUAUUCAAAACAAUUGCAGCAAACUGGAAGAACAUUCCAGUAGAAUCGGUUUCUAGUGAGCUAAGGCAACAAACCAAAAAAAUUUGUUAUGGUAUGAUAUAUGGAAUAUCAGUCCACACUUUAUCCCAGCAACUCAACACAACAGAGGAAAAUGCCUCUAAGUUUAUGGAAACAUUCAAGAAUUCUUACCCCAGCUUAACCGCAUACUUUCAGUCGGUUAUAGACGGGUGUUCCACUCAUGGCUAUGUUUCUACUCUCAUGCAUCGCCGUCGCUAUCUGCCUCUCAUCAAAAGCAAGAAGAGGUCGGAGAGGGCCCAAGCAGAGCGUCAGGCGAUCAAUACGACAAUCCAGGGAUCGGCUGCAGACUUGAUCAAGGCAGCAAUGAUAAAGAUAGAGAACGAUCUUCUGGCUGCGUUUCCUGAAACAUCGACGCCUUAUUCUUCCAUUCAAAAUCCCGGUAUUCGUGGCAGCCAUUUGAAAAGACUGUGCAGAGGUGGUUUUUUGGUUUUGCAGAUGCACGAUGAAUUGAUAUAUGAAGUGAACAGGAAUGACUUAAAAGAAGUUCUUAAAAUUGUGAAGAAUGCAAUGGAGAAAACAACAAAAUUGAGUGUAAAAUUGCUGGUGAAAAUUCGGACAGGCACAUCUUGGGGAGAAAUGGUGGAAAUGUCCUGACAUAUUUAUUGAUGAUUUAAUGAAAGCGAUUCAUUUAGCAUUUAAAAUGAAUUUAUAAGACCCACAUUUAUAUUUUACUUUUGAGAGUAGAGUUAUUUAUUAGCAAAUGUUGAGUAUGCAAUAAUUUUAUUUAUUUAUGUUUUAUUUAAA